Molecule: messenger RNA, 309 nt
Organism: Volvox carteri f. nagariensis
Lineage: Eukaryota; Viridiplantae; Chlorophyta; Chlorophyceae; Chlamydomonadales; Volvocaceae
Exons: 1
Source: RefSeq, a predicted model, not a curated record
GCGUCGGUGCGCUGUACCCCGUCGGCGUCGGUGCGCCGUACCCCGUCGGCGUCGGUGCGCUGUACCCCGUCGGCGUCGGUGCGCCGUACCCCGUCGGCGUCGGUGCGCUGUACCCCGUCGGCGUCGGUGCGCCGUACCCCGUCGGCGUCGGUGCGCUGUACCCCGUCGGCGUCGGUGCGCCGUACCCCGUCGGCGUCGGUGCGCUGUACCCCGUCGGCGUCGGUGCGCCGUACCCCGUCGGCGUCGGUGCGCUGUACCCCGUCGGCGUCGGUGCGCCGUACCCCGUCGGCGUCGGUGCGCCGUACAUAG